Molecule: messenger RNA, 4230 nt
Organism: Hyaloscypha bicolor E
Lineage: Eukaryota; Fungi; Ascomycota; Leotiomycetes; Helotiales; Hyaloscyphaceae
Product: mitochondrial DNA-directed RNA polymeras-like protein
Exons: 3
Coding region: 1-4230 (1409 amino acids)
Biological process (GO): mitochondrial transcription
Cellular component (GO): mitochondrial DNA-directed RNA polymerase complex
Molecular function (GO): DNA-directed RNA polymerase activity; mitochondrial promoter sequence-specific DNA binding
Source: RefSeq, a predicted model, not a curated record
AUGCUCGUCCGCGCCGCCCGCCGAAAAGCCCGACCCGAAGCUCUUCGAAGUCGAUUAUCCUUCGAACAAUUACAUAUUCCAUCCAAUUCAGUCCAAAGAGAUAGGCGGAGGUGGGUCUCUAUUGAGGCUACACCACGAGCGUUUGGGUUGAGGAAGAGGAGCAAUUCGAAAGAUGCCUCCAGUCUACCUCCUCGACGGGCCAUGGCCACAGCGAUUACCUACACUGGGUUCGAGGAUAUUCCAUUCGAGAACAUUGGCGAUUUGCCGCCAUCGUCACGGCGGCGAAUGGAAGAAUCGAGCGUCAUGCCAGGGUCUCUCUCGCACGCCCCCCAACGAUAUAGAUCCGGGAGAAAGAUCGGAAUUGGGGGAGACUUCACCGAGAUCCAAUCAGUCUUCGAGGCUUGUCUGCAAAUAGGCAGGAUAGAGCGCGCUGGCAUUAUUCUCAAGCGAAUAGCGGGCAUUCAGCAGAUGUAUCCGGAAGAUCUGCUUGCUCUACACAAUCGAUACCUCCGGGCCGCGGUUGAACAGAUAAUGACCAAUCCAACCCAAUCUGCGACACAGAGCCUCCACAAAUGGUUCGAACUCGAAAUAAGACUAAAGGGUAUUCCUGCGAAUACGGAAACGGUUGCUUAUAUGGUGAAGGCGUCACUUCAGUCACCCAAUGGAAAACGUGAACGACUCGUCCGACGAUACAUGGAUAUGCUAGAGGAAGAUGCGGCUUUGCAGUUGUUGGAAGCUGAUGUUUUGACGGCACAUGAGAUAAAUAACAUCACUCACAUCUACCCGAAAUACAAUUUUACCGAUGAAAUGAUGGAAGACCUGGAGAUGAUAGAGGAAAACGAACCCGUCAGCCCCGACCAACAGAGCACAGACGCAGCUAUACCUAAUGUUCGUCCAACGGACCAAAAAGGUCUGGGUCUGAAAUCCCUUAAGAAAUCACUCUCACUAUUUUCAAGACUACCGGACGAGGGUAUCGACAUUGCCAAUUCCAGCCCAGAGAUGAGGAGAGACAUCCAGGCUCGACUUGAAGAAGAUGCAGUUUCCUCUGCCAUUGAUAGAUGGAGGGAAGAGGCUGCACAUCUGUCGAAGAUGGGCCUGAACGCGACUUUGCAGACCAAGUCACUUGGGGCGAGGAUGUGGAAGUGGCAACUUGCACUGGAGGAGCACCUGAAAGCAGAGAUUGUUAAGGUCGAUGCCUCGGAAUUGGCGACGAGGAAAGACAGCAAGGACCAAGAACGGUGCAUGUAUGGGCCUUUCUUGCGCCUCCUUCCGGUUGAGAAGCUGGCUGCCAUCACAAUCCUCGCUUGUAUGGGUACCAUGAGUACACAGGGAGCAGAUAAGGGCGUCCCUCUCUCGUCUGCGAUCAUGUCUAUUGCCCUCAGCGUUGAAGAUGAGACCACCUUCGAGACAAUGCAACUGAACAACAGAAAGAAGAUGUGGCCUCGAUCCAAGAAGGAAACUGGAAAAGGCCAUUUUCUGACACCUGAGCUCGUCAAAAAGGCUACGAGAGGUCGAGGCCCAGGAUCCGCUUCUCGGUUCGCGCUUUCGUAUAUAUCAAAAAACGACUUUGCUUCAACGGGGACUGACAAGCCCCAAUGGCCCACAUCGGUGAAAGCCAAAGUUGGAGCUUUUCUGAUGUCAUCCCUCAUUGAAGUAGCCAAAGUUCCUGUGACUUUGACGCACCCGGAAACCCAAGAAUCGGUGACGCAAAUGCAGCCUGCCUUCUCGCACUCACACCAAUAUCGAAUGGGCAAGAAACUCGGCGUCAUCAUCGCAAACAAGGCACUGGUCGCCCAAUUGAAACGGGAGCCCGUCCACAGCCUUUUGGCGAAGCAUCUACCAAUGUUGGUGGAGCCAGAGCCAUGGACGCAGUUUAACAAAGGCGGCUUUAUAUCUCAUCCUGGAAAAGUUAUGCGGAUCAAGUCAGGUGACAAAGAUCAGCGACAUUACGCCGAGGCAGCCAUCGGCCAAGGAGGAAUGAUCCAAACAUUCAAAGGACUGGAUAUCCUCGGAAAGACCUCAUGGCGAAUCAAUCAAGAUGUUUUUGAUGUUAUGUUAGAGGCGUGGAAUUCUGGAGAAGGCAUAGCAAACAUUCCACCAGAAACGCCGGAUCUCCAAAUGCCUCCUGAACCUGAAACAACGACAGAUCCCCUGGAACGGCGACGUUGGAUAAGAGCUGUCAAGCUUGUCGAAAAUGCCAGAAGCGGAUUGCAUUCACAGAGAUGCUUUCAAAAUUUCCAACUUGAGAUAGCCCGAGCUUUGAGAAACGAGGUCUUCUUUUUUCCACACAAUAUAGAUUUCCGUGGUCGAGCCUAUCCCAUACCGCCAUACCUCAAUCAUAUGGGCGCUGAUCACUGUAGGGGACUUCUCAAGUUUGGCGAGGGCAAGGAACUUGGUGAGUCCGGCAUGAAAUGGCUGAGUAUCCACUUGGCGAACGUGUUCGGGUACGACAAAGCGAGUCUCACUGAGAGGGAGCAAUUUACUGCCAACCACAUGGCGGAUGUUUAUGAUUCUGCAUCGAAGCCACUGGUAGGUAAUAGGUGGUGGCUUAAAGCAGAGGAUCCAUGGCAAUGUCUUGCGGCUUGCAUCGAGAUCAGGAACGCCAUCGAGUCCGGAGACCCAACCAGUUUUGUUUCUCAUCUGCCAGUUCACCAAGACGGCACCUGCAAUGGUCUGCAACACUACGCUGCAUUGGGCGGUGAUACGUGGGGCGCGAGGCAGGUGAAUCUUGAGCCAGGAGACCGCCCAGCCGAUGUUUACACUGCUGUCGCGAACCUUGUAAAGGAGGGUAUCGCUCAAGACAAUGAGAAGGGGGACCCUUUUGCAAAGGUGCUUCUGGAUAAGAUUACCCGCAAGGUAGUGAAACAAACGGUCAUGACCAACGUUUAUGGCGUCACGUUUAUUGGCGCAAAGGCGCAGGUCAGAAAGCAACUCGUUGCAACUCACAACGAUCUCCCCAACACCGAUCAAAUGAACCCUGGUCACCUCUCCUCGUACAUUGCGACAAAGAUCUUCAAAGCGCUCUCCACCAUGUUCCGAGGAGCCCACGAUAUUCAAUACUGGCUUGGAGAGUGCGCCAACAGAAUAUCUAUGUCAUUGACUCAGGAACAACUGUCACGAUUAGAGGCUGAAUGGCCAAGGCUCACGUCCAAAGCUGCCUUGGUAAAGACCGAGAGGAAUUACACACCCGCAUCGGUCGAAGAUCUAGUCCAGUUCAAAUCCAGCGUCAUCUGGACAAAUCCGUUACAUAUGCCAGUCGUUCAGCCCUAUCGAAAUUCGAAAUCCAAAUGUGUCCACACUCAUAUGCAAAAGUUGAACCUGUCAGAACCGCACCGAUCGGAUCCUGUCAGCAGGCGAAAACAACUCCAAGGAUUUCCGCCAAAUUUCAUUCACUCGCUCGAUGCUACUCACAUGCUUCUUUCAGCCUUAAGUUGUGAUGAGCUUGGAUUAUCUUUUGCGGCAGUCCACGACUCCUUUUGGACGCAUGCCAAGGACGUCGAGACUAUGAACACUGUGCUUAGAGAUACUUUCAUUCGAAUCCACACGGAAGAUGUUGUUGCACGGCUAGCAGCGGAAUUCUCUGCUCGUUAUAAAAACGGCGUGUAUCUUGCUAAAAUUCGGACGAAAACCCCAUUGUAUGAGAAGAUCCUGGAAUGGCGAUCAUCCCGGUCCGGCCUUGGCAAAGUCCCGAAGUCGAGGCACGCUCCAAAGCUUGAUGAGCUCAUGUUGGAGUGCAAGAGAAUGAAGCUCCUUCGAUCUUCAGACCCAGAAGAGGUUGAGAAGGGGAGAAACAUGGUCACUCCAGCCAGCUUGUUCGAAGCACUGGCUUCAGAAGGAGAUCUAGCGUCUGGCGAGGAGGUUCACGCCUUGGGGCUUGGUGACAUUUCGCCACGUGAGGCUGGGCUGAGUGCGGAUCGGGAAAUAGCAGUUGGCGAUCCUGCCAACAUUGAAGAGAUCCACAACCCUCUCCCUGGCGGGAUGGGUGCCGACACCGACAUGAAUGCGGGUUCUCAAAACAUUCCAGAAGCACGCCAGGAUGUCGAUACGGACGAGACAUCCGACGAGCCCGAAGAGGGGCUGGGGGCCUUCGAGAAGAUGGUGAUGAGAACGGAUGUCAGGGGUGGAUCAUCUCCCGCUCAUAUCUGGCUUCCCUUGACGUUCCCUCCGGUGCCUAAAAAGGGAGAAUUUGACGUAUCCCGACUUAAAGACAGCACAUACUUCUUCUCGUAG